Molecule: messenger RNA, 594 nt
Organism: Lontra canadensis (Northern American river otter)
Lineage: Eukaryota; Metazoa; Chordata; Mammalia; Carnivora; Mustelidae
Gene: CUNH2orf66
Product: chromosome unknown C2orf66 homolog
Exons: 3
Coding region: 22-321 (99 amino acids)
Source: RefSeq, a predicted model, not a curated record
UCUUCUCAGCUGCAUUCCACCAUGCCCAAAGCCUUCCUGCUGCUGUGUGUUGCCCUGGUGCUACUUGGGCUUGUGCAUGGAGCCACGUUGAGAAACAAAGAGAAAUGGAAGUCACUCAACAACCCCAGAAACCGAGAUCUGUUUUUCAGAACCCUCCAGGCAUAUUUUAAGGGAAGAGGUCUUGAUCUUGGGAGGUUUCCAAACACUUUCUCCAUGAAUGGGAAUCCUAGACCUCUCUCUUUCCAAUCAGAACUUCUUGCUUCUGCAUUUGCAGAUUAUGAAGAGCAGAAAAACUCCUUUCCUAAUUACGUCAAAGGCUGAGUGUUUCCGCUGAACACAGGUGUCUGGCAAUUUUAAAACUACAGAUGAAGCUUCUCUUUAGAAAAAUUCAAUCAUGGUCAUGGCUCAACCUUUCCCCCCCUCCACUCAUUUGUCAAUUAAUAGUGAUUUUAUUCUACAUUUCCAGAUUUACAUAUAAAUAGAUUGACCUUUGGGACAUAUGUGACUUAUGUGCAUAUUUUUGGAGACUUUUUUUCUGUUCUGUGAACCACAAACCCCGACGUAGAGCUCUUACUUGUAAGAGUUAGAAGAACA